AUGUUUGUUUUAGCACAUGGACAACAUCUCUUCAGCGAGAAUUCACCGCCGAUAUUAACACUCGACAGAUCUUGGGAUAUUCCGAUAUUCGAACCUGUGGGAUCAAUAAUAACACGUGUAAAAGCAUUCGAUCAAGAAAACGACACGCUCAGAUUCGGAUUAGAAAUGAUUGAUCCGAAUAAAAAAAAUCCUUUUGUUAUAGAUCCGGAAACGGGAGUUGUUAAAUUAAAAGAAUCCCUGGAAAAAAGAGGAGGAGAAAAAUUUUUAAUGUAUGUCACGGUAAACGAUGGACACCUGACGAUGAAAAGUGAAGUUUUUAUAAAUAUAAAAAAUUCAAACGGAAACGGUACCAAAGAUUCAUCAUUUAAUAAAUCACCGAGACCCGGUUAUUAUCCGCCAUAUUUAUUACCAAAUCAUCCCAUUGUACAACAACAACAACCACAACCCGAUAUUGUUUCUCCUCCAAAAAUUAUUUCCACAUUGGAACACGUUAUCCCAACUAAACAAAAGACUGAAAAAAAUUUUAUAACGACUGUAAAACAAGAUGAAGAAGAUGAAGAAACGAUGACGACGACAUCUCCUUCUCCUCCUCCUCCUUUUAUAAGUACCAAAAUAAAUGUCACGGCAAAUUCAACAAAUGUAUCGUCUAAUGAAAUCGCUUACACUAUCAUUCCAACAGCUGUUGUAUGUGGUAUCAUAUUUUCAACAGUACUCGUUGCAUUUUUGUUCAGAAGAAAACUUAUAAAAUACCGUAACAAAAUGCAAAAGGAUGACUUGAGAAAAGAAUCUCACGGCGGUAUCAUUUUAGAAGAUCCGAUUGCUAUGCAUCAUUGGAGAGGUCCAAGAGCAUUUAGUAACAGAUACGAAGGAUGGGAUAGCGACAGAGCACCAAUGAACGAAGAUCAGAACCCUCCUCCUAUACAAAACGAUCGUGAUAUUAUCAAACCUGGUGACAAGUGGGAAUUUCCAAGGCAUCAUCUUAAAGUAUUCAACAUAUUAGGAGAAGGAUGUUUUGGACAAGUUUGGAGAUGCGAAGCAUUAAAUAUAGAUGGAAGAGAAGGAACAACGGUUGUCGCCGUGAAAACCCUUAAAGAAAGUGCUGGAGAAAAAGAAAGAAAAGAUUUAUUACAAGAAUUGGAAGUUAUGAAAUCAUUAGAACCUCAUCCAAACAUCGUCAGACUUUUAGGUUGUUGUACUAAAAAAGAUCCACUUUUUGUAAUCAUGGAAUUUGUUUCUUUGGGAAAAUUACAAAGCUACUUGAGAAAUUCAAGAGCUGAAAGAUGUUAUGGAAACAUGCACGGAGAAAGUAAAACUUUAACGUCAAGAGAUUUGACAAGUUUUGCUUAUCAGUGCGCAAGAGGAAUGGAAUUCUUAUCAAAUAAAGGAAUCAUUCAUAGAGAUUUAGCUGCACGAAACAUACUCGUCAACAACGAUCAAGUUUGUAAAGUUGCAGAUUUUGGUUUUGCCCGUGACAUAAUAGGUAGUCACGUGUACGAAAGAAAAAGUGAAGGACGUUUACCAAUAAGAUGGAUGGCUCCGGAAUCAUUAUACGACAAUAUAUUUUCCGUUAAAUCGGAUGUUUGGGGAUUCGGUGUUUUGAUUUGGGAAAUCGUCACUCUAGGUUCCACGCCGUAUCCUGGUUUAGCCGCGGCGGAUGUAAUGAGAAAAGUAAGAGACGGUUACAGAUUGGAAAAACCCGAACAUUGUAGAAGAGAAUUAUAUAACAUUAUGUAUUAUUGUUGGGAUAAAGAUCCGAAAGAAAGGCCGAGUUUUCAAGAGCUCGUUACACUUCUCGAACAACUUUUACUUAGUGAAACGGAUUACAUUGAACUUGAUCGAUUUCCAGAUCAUAGUUAUUACAACAUGAUUAGUUUAAGCGGAGAAAAAUUGUAA
Messenger RNA from Pediculus humanus corporis (human body louse), 1893 nucleotides. RefSeq names its product tyrosine kinase receptor, putative. The transcript has 10 exons. Bases 1 to 1893 code for a protein of 630 amino acids. Gene Ontology annotation, molecular function: transmembrane receptor protein tyrosine kinase activity; ATP binding; calcium ion binding. Gene Ontology annotation, biological process: positive regulation of kinase activity; protein phosphorylation; multicellular organism development. Lineage: Eukaryota; Metazoa; Arthropoda; Insecta; Psocodea; Pediculidae. The record is from RefSeq and is a predicted model, not a curated record. Gene Ontology annotation, cellular component: membrane; signaling receptor complex.